This is a messenger RNA of Metarhizium acridum CQMa 102, 801 nucleotides long. NCBI's taxonomy places the organism in Eukaryota, Fungi, Ascomycota, Sordariomycetes, Hypocreales, Clavicipitaceae. The record is from RefSeq and is a predicted model, not a curated record.
AUGACUUCAACAUUGACGCCUACGGCCAAGGCAAAAGCUACAUCACCUUCAACUUCGACAUCGACAGCGCAAGCAGCCGCGGCCACUUCAACAGGGGCGAGCCAAGAGAACAAUUCGUCUUCUCUCGGGGCCGAGAAGAUAUCCAUCAUUGGAGGGGCGGUUGGCGGUGUUCUCGCGCUUUGUCUCCUGAUAGGGAUAAUAUUCCUCUGCGUACGAAGCCGUUCGAAAAAAUCUCCCAAGCCCGGGCCAUAUAGGGAGAUUUCUCCACCCAUCUUGAAUAACCAGGCCGGCCGUGUAGACUUUAUUCGAAAGGUGGAAGAAAACACUCCUCCGCCACCAAAGGGACGUUCCUUCAUGGACCGCUGCUCUCGGUUUUUAGGACUACCGGAGCGGCAGAUGCAAAACACACACUCGGCCAUACCUAAUCGAUUUAACUCGCCUAACCCAUCUCUCCAGUCAUCGCGCCUGUCACGAUCAUCCCUGACAUCCGAGGACGAUCGCAACGCACGCACGGUACAUGUCGGCGCGCGUCUGCCACCCAUUCGGCAAAUGAGAGGCACACACACACAGUCGCGCAGAAUCUCGACGCUAGAGGCCUAUGAUGAGCCCAGCCGGGAGAGCAUCAAUGUGUUUGCCGACCCCGACAUGAUGAGCCACCGCAGCGACGGCCGCCAUAAUUACCGUGGCACAACGUUCAGCGACUUGAUGGACCAAGCGGACAUGAGCGGUGUUCAUCGCAACGGGGGGUACGUGCCUGGAAGCCAGAGGCUACGAGUUCCCGGAACGACACCAAAGUUAUGA